This is a messenger RNA of Menidia menidia (Atlantic silverside), 1659 nucleotides long. Lineage: Eukaryota; Metazoa; Chordata; Actinopteri; Atheriniformes; Atherinopsidae. The record is from the annotation of a GenBank genome assembly.
AUGGCAUGUGUUGUGGGCCUCUCCCUACACUGGAGACGGAUGAAGAGACAGAAAGCAGUGAACUCCUGGUCAGCUGGAGGCCGCAAGAGUCGGAAGAUCCAGAUCCGGAACAUUCCCCCUCAUCUACAGUGGGAGGUCAGUUGUUUGUAUGUGGGUCUAUUGAACACUGAUACAGAAACAGCAGUGGUGAAUGUUACAUACGCAACCAAGGAGGAAGCUAAAGUAGCCAUUGAGAAGCUGACAGGACACCAGUUUGACGACUACUCCUUCAAGGUGUCAUAUAUCAUGGACAUCGAUGCUGCUCCACCCGUCCAGGGUCCCCGCACGCGGCGCAGUGGUCGAUCUUCCCGGGACCAGGGCGCCUCUCAGCCUGGACCAUCCGGAGGCUUCAGUUCACCGCGCCCCAGACAACAAGACUUCCCCCUGCGUAUGCUCGUGCCUACUCAGUUUGUGGGAGCCAUCAUCGGCAAGGAGGGCCUCACCAUCAAGAACGUCACCAAACAGACACAGUCCAAAGUGGACAUUCACCGGAAGGAAAAUGCAGGUGCAGCAGAAAAACCCAUCACCAUCCACUCAACACCCGAGGGCUGCUCCUCCGCCUGUCGCAUGAUCCUGGACAUCAUGCAGAAGGAGGCCAACGAGACCAAGACGACAGAGGAUAUCCCUCUGAAAAUCCUUGCCCACAACAGCCUCGUGGGUCGGCUGAUUGGGAAAGAGGGCCGCAACCUGAAGAAGAUCGAGGAGGAGACAGGGACCAAGAUAACCAUCUCCUCGCUACAAGACUUAACCAUUUACAAUCCUGAGAGGACCAUCACGGUGAAGGGCAGCGUGGAGGCUUGUUGUAAAGCCGAGGUGGAGAUCAUGAAGAAGCUGAGGGAAGCAUACGAGAACGAUAUUGCUGCUAUAAAUCAACAGGCCAACCUGAUCCCAGGCUUGAACCUGAACGCUCUGGGCAUCUUCUCCUCUGGUCUGCCGGUGCUGCCCCCUGCUGCUGGACCACGAGGUGCAGUGCCCCCUGUAGCACCAGCAGGAUACAACCCAUUCUUAAGCCACUCUUCACAUAUCGGUGGCCUGUACGGGGUUCCUCCAGCAAGUGCCAUCCCUCACCAGCACUCACAACAGGCUCCAGAACAGGAGGUUGUCUACCUCUAUAUUCCAACUCAGGCGGUCGGGGCCCUGAUUGGGAAGAAGGGCCAGCACAUCAAGCAACUUGCCCACUUUGCCGGAGCUUCCAUCAAGAUUGCCCCAGCUGAGAGCCCAGAUGUGACUGAGAGGAUGGUUAUCAUUACUGGAACCCCAGAAGCCCAAUUUAAGGCCCAAGGUCGGAUAUUUGGGAAGCUGAAAGAGGAGAACUUCUUCUCAGCAAAGGAGGAGGUCAAACUAGAGACGCACAUCAAGGUUCCCUCGACUGCAGCUGGCAGGGUCAUCGGUAAAGGAGGCAAGACGGUAAACGAGCUGCAGAACCUUACGAGCGCAGAGGUGAUCGUACCGCGGGACCAAACUCCUGAUGAGAACGACGAGGUCUUUGUGAAAAUCAGUGGCCAUUUCUUUGCUAGCCAGACUGCACAGAGGAAGAUCCGGGAGAUCAUUCAACAGGUCAAACAGCAGGAACAGAAGCACCAGCAGGGCGCCGCCGUGUCACCUCACCACUCCAAGUGA